UCAGGAAUGUAAUUAAUCAAAACAAGUCUGCAGGGGUAUAUCAGUUAUUUUACAGUUAGAAUAAAUGGAGUUAAUAUUUGAUGGAUUAAUAGUUUAGCCAUGCAAAUGGAACCGCAAAUGCAUUUUAGAAUGGUGGGAGAAUUUCAGCAACAAUCAGAUAUGCCUAAAACGAUCACUGUUUUCGGAGCGACAGGUCACCAGGGUGGCGCCGUAGCUCGAGCUCUAGCAGCUGAUAGCAACAAUUUCAUCGUGCGUGGGAUCACAAGGGACGUCCAACAGGAAGUGAAAGUGGAUGACCUGAAAGCUGCCGGUGUAACCGUUAUUCAGUGUGAUUUGGAUAAUGUUAAUAGUAUUAGAAUGGCACUAAAUGAUGCCGACGGAUGUUUUAUAGUCACAUACACUGACUUCACUGAGCCGGAUUGUAUUGAAAAAGAGAAACAACGAGGAAGAAACAUAGCGGACGCAUGCGCUUUAGCUGGUGUUCCUCAUGUUAUAUAUAGCACACAACUUCACACAACUCGAGUGAAAGGCAUACAAGUACGACACUUAGUUGCAAAAGCCGAAAUUGAAGAAUACAUGAAAUCAAAGUGUUUACCAAUGACUUGUUUCCUCGUGCCGUGUUAUUAUGAAAACUUCUUCGACAUACUGAAACCAAGACGAGUAGACCGCAACACAUUUGUUCUGGAAAUUCCGAUGGGAGAAACAUCACUUGAUCUGAUCAGUGUAGAAGAUGUUGGCCAAGUAGCUAGGACAGUGUUUCUAAACAAAAACAGUUUUCUUGACAAGACGAUCAGUUUGUGUGGCGAGAAGUUGAGAAUAUCUGAGAUAGCGGCAGAGUUAACACGGCAUCUACAGCCCUUCUGGAUCAAAGAUAAGCCUAUUACUGUGAAUGACUACCAGAAAUUAGGUCAUCCCUGGUCAGUGGACUUCGGUAACAUGUUCGAGUUCUUUGUAAGGCAUGAUCAACGGUAUCAGAAACAUCAUACAACGGAGCUGUAUCCGUACGUCCUCACCUUUGGACAAUGGACCCAGAUGAACAGCAGAAAACUUUUCGAAGUGUUUUCUCAGUUGUAACAGAGAAUUAACACUGUAUUUAUACGAGUCUGAUAGUUUGCAAAACGUGUACCGUUUAAUUGCAUGUUCACAGCUGACUUUUGAGACUAAAGCUGUUAAGCUCAAAGGAUUUAAAACCUACACAGAUUUGUAUGAUGUGUUUAAAAUAUCAUGAAGUUAUAAUGUAACUUGGUAUGUCUUUGAAUGCAUUGUAUAAAGUUUAUUCUGAUAUGAAAUAUCAUACCAAUUUGAAUUAAAAUAUGGCAAUAUUUA
Mercenaria mercenaria is the source of this 1326-nucleotide messenger RNA. Its product is annotated as nmrA-like family domain-containing protein 1. The coding region runs from base 100 to 1074 and encodes 324 amino acids. The record is from RefSeq and is a predicted model, not a curated record. The transcript has 4 exons. NCBI's taxonomy places the organism in Eukaryota, Metazoa, Mollusca, Bivalvia, Venerida, Veneridae.